Solea solea (common sole) is the source of this 3323-nucleotide messenger RNA. It is a transcript of the gene gga3b, whose product is annotated as golgi associated, gamma adaptin ear containing, ARF binding protein 3b. Bases 52 to 2151 code for a protein of 699 amino acids. The transcript is spliced from 17 exons. Gene Ontology annotation, molecular function: phosphatidylinositol binding; small GTPase binding; ubiquitin binding. The record is from RefSeq and is a predicted model, not a curated record. Gene Ontology annotation, cellular component: trans-Golgi network. Gene Ontology annotation, biological process: vesicle-mediated transport; intracellular protein transport. Lineage: Eukaryota; Metazoa; Chordata; Actinopteri; Pleuronectiformes; Soleidae.
UUGGUCUCUGGCGUUCACGUUGGUGACAUCACGCGAUGUGUUUUCAGUGCUAUGGCGUACCAGGAAGGGGAGUCGCUGGAAUCUUGGCUCAAUAAAGCCACCCAUCCAGCCAACAGACAGGAAGACUGGGAGUACAUCAUUGGCUUCUGUGAUCAGAUCAACAAGGAACUGGAGGGUCCUCAGAUAGCAGUAACACUGCUCGUCCACAAAAUCCACUCACCACAAGAAUGGGAAGCACUUCAGGCUCUGACAGUAUUGGAAGCUUGCAUGAAGAACUGUGGGAGAAGGUUUCACAAUGAAGUGGGAAAAUACAGAUUUUUGAAUGAGCUGAUUAAAGUUGUGUCUCCAAAGUACAUGGGUGACAGUGCACCUGAGAAGGUGAAGAUGAAGAUUGUAGAGAUGCUGUACAGCUGGACAAUCGCUUUUCCAAGUGAAACGAAGAUCGGUGAGGCCUACCAGACACUCAAAAGACAAGGCCUUGUGACACAAGAUCCAGAGUUACAAUUGGACAGGACUCUGAUUCCCUCCCCUCCGACACGACCUAAGCAUCCAGUAUUCGACAACGAGGACAUGGGAAAGCUGCUUGCUGAGCUCCUGCGGAGUAAAAAUCCAGAGGAUCUACAGGAAGCCAACAGACUAAUCAAAAACAUGGUGAAGGAGGAUGAGGCCCGAGUGCAGAAGCUGACAAAGCGACUACUCACACUGGAGGAGGUGAACAUCAAUGUCAAGCUGUUGACUGAAAUGCUGUCCCACUACAAUAAAGACAGCUCCACUGACUCAGACAAGGACAUAAUUAAGGAACUGUACGAGCGAUGUGACAAGCUGAGGCGGGCAGCUUUCAAAAUGGCAACGGAAACAGAGGACAAUGACACCAGUUUAGGUGACAUCCUGCAGGCCAGCGACGAUCUCUCCCGAGUCAUCAACUCCUAUAAGAAGAUCGUGGAGGGGCAACCGAUCAACGGCGACAGUGAAGAGCCUCGAUCCACAGCUUGUCACAGUGAAAGUGAGACCACAGAUACUUUGAUAGACCUCACCGGCCUCGACACGCCGAGCCCUCCUCAACCGGCCAUCCCUCCCUCUCAGCUCUCAAAUCCUUUCCCAACCAACACCACGAUUUCUCCCAUACCUGUCCUACCUCCUCCUCCCAAACGCCUGGCCGGCUCCCACGGCAGUCAGAGCAGUAGCCCGAGUCAUCCCCCCCUCGACAAGGCCUCCACUGCUUUCUCGCUCCUUGAUGAUGAGCUGCUCUCCCUAGGAUUAAAUGACCCCCCUUCCUCUCUGAGCAGCCAAUCAAAACCUACAUUGAAUGAAUUGUCCAAUCAGUGGACUUCCUUGCAGGCUCCAGCUUCAAGCAUGGAUUUGUUUGGCAGUGUAGCUUGUUCAGGUCCGGUGGUACCUCAAGCUGAACCAGCCGCCAGCGUACACAGUCUCCAGAACCUGCAAGGCCUGGCCAUGAUGGGCUUUUCAGAUCCGAAGAGUUUACAUCAGAUGACAACCAGAGGGAGCAGCUUUGGGGUGAGUCCUGCAGUAGCUCCUCCCCACAUACCCGGACAGGGCUCCCCCUCCUCAGCUGCUCUUUUCCACUGUGCAAUGCCUGGCUCUCCUGCUUUGUCCCACCCGAAGGUCCAGAGCCUGGGCUCAGCCCCGGGUAGCCCUCUCUUCCACUCUCCGUCUCACCCUCCUCUCCAAGGCAGUCCAUCCAGAGCCAUAGACGUCUCCCUGAGCAAUGUGCAUGUCCCCCUGGAAGCCAUCAGACCGAGUAAAGUGCUGCCUGUGACGGCCUACGAUAAGGGUGGUGUCCGUGUGCUGAUCAACUUUGCAUCCGACUGUCCCCCUGGCAGGCCUGAUGUACUCGUCAUGGUGGUCUCUACGCUCAAUACAGCGCCGCUCCCUGUUCACAAUGUGGUACUGCAAGUCGCUGUACCCAAGUCAAUGAAGGUGAAGCUGCAGCCUCCAUCAGGAACAGAACUGGCACCUUUCAAUCCCAUCCUACCUCCUGCCUCCAUCACCCAGAUCAUGUUGCUGGUUAAUCCAGCAAAGGAGAAAGUGCGUCUGCGCUACAAGCUGGCUUUCAUGCUCGGAGACCACCCGUGCAAUGAGGUAGGAGAGGUGGACCAGUUCCCCCCACCAGAGACAUGGGGUCAUCUAUAGCAUUGCGCAGGCCCUCAGCAGGGACAGUCCAGGUCAUACUCCAUGAAGGGGUGUGUGUGUGAAUUCUCACACAUCCCAGAGAGAGGAGGGGGACAGUGCUUUCAGCGUCACAUUCCUUAGUUAUUUUUCAUCUUCAGGCCAUUGUUGAUUCUAAUAGUGAGAUGUUAACAACUACAACUUGCACCUGUAUCUCUAAAGAGGUUUCUGCAGAUAUUUGAGAAAGUAACAAGUGAGAUAGCUGUGGUGUUAACAGGUUUUAAGAUUCAUGUUGAUUUUGUAUUGUAGUCCAGGAGAAGGCAGUAAUGCAACAUUACAGAUGCCAGCUGUAGAACACCAAAGAAGAAAUGAGAUUCUUAUUUUAAUGGAUCUUACCGAAUGUACUGAAAAUAUUACGCUGAAAUGUUGCACUGCAGAAGAACAGGAACUUUAAAAGAACUGAGCCUCUACAGUAUGUUUACAGAGCUUAGGAGAUAUUACUUGAAAUGGUAGAUUCGCGCUGACGGAGUUACACUGGAAAAUAAAGUAGUCCUACAUUGUCCCUGCAGGAAGAUGGUGGACUUGUUAAUGUAUUUAUUGUGUGACAAUUUUGGUGAAAUAAACUGUGAUUUAAAAAUUUUUAAAUAAUGAAGCCCUGUGCAAGAUAAGUGGACCAACAAUGUUUAAAGGCAGAACAGCAGUGUAUAUAGUUUUCAUUUUUAAAUAAUUAUCAUUUAAAGUUAUUAUUUAAAAAUGAAAAGUGAUUUGCCCCAAUGUGAAAGCGGGCUACAGCCUGUACAUUAGCAGUAUCUGUACAUUUGUUUAAAUUAACUUUUUUUUUUUUAUCUACUAGUCUGUGUUGAAAGCAUUCUUGUUAUUUUGUGUUAUAUUUCAGUGCAUCACAGAACCUAGAAUUAAAUGGAGGAUUAUUAUCAGGCAGAUCAUUUUUGUGCAACAGUGGGAAGGAGUCAAACUCUCCUGAGCGUUAGUUUUCAUAAAUCAGCCUGUGGUCCCCUCUCUGGCAGUCCUCAGUUUAUCAUGCAGACAUGUGUGUUUAAUGUAAAUAGGAUGUAAUUUACUGUCUGUUGUAUGACAAGUGAACAUGUGACGUGUAGAUUUUGAGUGUUGGGUCUGUACAUACUGUAUGAUGUGCCAUUUGUUCUCUGCAUGGGAAAAUAAAUCCUUCUUUCAAUGGA